AUGACUGAAGUCGUUGAAGGUAUUCAAAAGAAGCGAAAGCUUCAGGACGGCCCCGAACUCGAGAUUGAUAUUGCUGCCCCCGAACCACAAUCCAAGAAAGCUCUACGCAAAGCGAAAAAAACCAAGACUGAGGCUCCUGCUGCUGAUUUUGAAGAGGCACCGACUCCAAAGGCCAAAUCUAAGGACAUUUCCGAAAAAGACAAGCGCUCCAACUACGGAAUCUGGAUCGGCAACUUGGCUUUCUCCACAACCAAGGACGAUCUACGCCGAUUUUUUACCAAUGAUGGCUCUAUUGCCGAUGACACUAUCACUCGCAUCAAUCUCCCCAAGGGCGGAGAGCGAUUUGGAAAGAUCCAGAACAAAGGUUUCGCCUACGUGGAUUUCACUACCGACAAGGCCCUGCAAGAAGCAUUAGGCUUCAGUGAGCAACUCCUCACUGGUCGCCGGGUAUUAAUCAAGAAUGCAAACAGCUACGCCGGUCGACCUGAGAAAACUCAAGAACAGCUGAAUGCAAGCGCCGCCGCUGCUAAUUCCGGCAAUCCUCCUUCCCGUCGUAUCUUCGUCGGUAAUCUGGGAUUCGAUGUCACCAAAGAAGCCAUUGAAGAGAAUUUCGGCAAAUGCGGUGCGAUAACAAACGUGCAUAUGGCAACUUUCCAGGAUACAGGAAAAUGUAAGGGAUAUGGAUGGGUGGAGUUUGAGGACAUUGCUUCUGCGGAAGCAGCGGUGAGAGGCUAUGUGAUGGUUGCCGAAGACGAGGAAGAGGAAGAGGAGGAGUCCAGUGAUAGCUCAGACCCUGAGACUGAGAAGAAGCCUAAGAAGAAGUUCAAGAAAAUCCCGAAGCAAAAAGUUUGGGUCAACAUGCUUCUGGGCCGCCGUAUGCGCAUGGAAUUUGCAGAGGAUGCGGGCACCCGCUACAAGAAACGCUUCGGCAAAGACAGCGAGAGCAGAAAGGACGAGGAUGGCUCAGAGGAGCGUCCCCGAGCCAGGAAGCCUAGGCAACCGGUUAUCGAUGAGUCACGGUAUUCUAAAGAAACCGUGCAUCGACUUAGCGGUGCAAUUGUUGAAGCAACUGGCAAAAAGACCACCUUUAACUAA
Molecule: messenger RNA, 1095 nt
Organism: Penicillium taxi
Lineage: Eukaryota; Fungi; Ascomycota; Eurotiomycetes; Eurotiales; Aspergillaceae
Product: putative RNA binding protein Rnp24
Exons: 1
Coding region: 1-1095 (364 amino acids)
Molecular function (GO): RNA binding
Source: RefSeq, a predicted model, not a curated record